Xiphophorus couchianus (Monterrey platyfish) is the source of this 1846-nucleotide messenger RNA. Its product is annotated as succinate receptor 1. The record is from RefSeq and is a predicted model, not a curated record. Gene Ontology annotation, cellular component: plasma membrane. NCBI's taxonomy places the organism in Eukaryota, Metazoa, Chordata, Actinopteri, Cyprinodontiformes, Poeciliidae. Gene Ontology annotation, biological process: G protein-coupled receptor signaling pathway. The transcript is spliced from 3 exons. Gene Ontology annotation, molecular function: G protein-coupled receptor activity. The coding region runs from base 251 to 1279 and encodes 342 amino acids.
UGUUUUUGUUUCUGCUUCUCUCUGUUGCCCUCCCUCCAUCUGAACUGAACUGAUUGCCUGUUCAGUUCAGUUUUGCAAAUUCAUAAAGAAAGUAUUUCCACAUGCUCUCUGCACUUGGGUCCUCCUUAAAACCCGAAUCGUGACAAGGGGUGAGGAUGUAAGUGAUGAUGAAGAGGGGUUCCCAGUACUGAGCCGUGGGGAACACCGUGGGGUGAGAGUGGAAGGUUGACAUUUGAACAAGUUGAGUAGGAUGAAUGUACAAAUAGUGGCGGCACCGGCUCACUGUCUCACCCCAGUUCACGCCAGCAGAAACUGCAGGAGCCUCACAAUGGUGAUCAACUGCACAAACUUAAACGAAGUGCUGGAGAGAUACUACUUGUCGCCGCUCUACGCGCUCGAGUUCUGCGUCGGCUUCCCCAGCAACCUCGUCGUCGUGCUUGGCUACGUAUUUUGCUUGCAGGAGUGGCAGAGCUGCAACAUUUACAUCUUCAGCCUGGCCAUCUCCGACCUUGUGUUCCUCUGCACUCUGCCACACCUCUCCUACCUGUACGCAAACGAGCACGCCGUCAACGACCCCUCUGUUUGCGUCAUAAACCGCUACGUCCUGCACGUCAACCUUUACUCCUCCAUCCUCUUCAUGGUUUGGAUCAGCAUGGAUCGCUUCCUGCUCAUAAAGUACCCGAUGAGAAACCACCGCCUGCUGAGACCGAGAGCGGCCCUGGUCAUCACGGGCCUGACCUGGCUGGUGGUAAACGUGGAAGUCUGUCCGUUGAUAACUCUACUGGUGCAGGACUUGCAGGAACAUAACUGGACCCGCUGCGGGGAUUUCGCCAGUCUUAAAGGAGAUAUUAACCCACUGGGCUACAGCUUGGGGUUAACGGUAACCGGUUACAUCCUUCCUCUGCUUGCACUGUGCUCCUUUUCCCAGAAAAUCUCCCAUCUCCUCCAAAUGCAGGAACGAGCUGUACAGCACAGGACGUCCUACAAGAGGCCUCUCAGAGUUGUUGCUUCAGCCACGGUCAUGUUCCUCAUCCUCUACACCCCGUAUCACAUUCUUAGAAACGUCAGAAUCGCAUCUGAGCAGCCUUGGGUCCAAGUUCACAGUUCUUCCCUGGAUUACAUCAAAGCCACGUACAUCUUGACGCGACCGUUGGCGUUUUUGCACAGCGUCAUUAACCCGGUCUUCUACUUUCUCAUGGGAGACAAGUUCAGAGAGCUUCUAAUUUCCAAAGUCAGAAACGUGAGCAGCAAAACCAAGCAUAGACGAGAACCAGCCUGAGCACUGGAGUCUUGAAUUACCACAUGCAAACAAACCACAGUUUGUAAACACAUAAUUCUUGAGAUGUCAGAGUCUUAGCACUUAUUUCUUAAAUGCAAAUUAUGUGGCGGCAUUUUGCUAAGUGCAAAAAGCAUGAUGACUUCAUACUUUGUACGUUUAGAGUCUAACGUGUUACUUAUGUCUGGUGGCCUGUGACACGGAAUAAUUCUUUAUUUUUGUACAUAGAUAAAGCAGGCACAAUAAUUUCUAGGAGAACUUGUACAUUUGUGUAUAUAACAUAUGCAUUUUAAAAAUAUAUAUAUAUACUGUAUAUACAUAAGCUAAAACACAAUUGCAGGGUAUUUGUUUGUAAAUAUUGGAUUUGUGGGAAAAAAAUAAAGGGCUUUUCAUUUUUAAGAUAAAAUGUAAUAUUUUUAUCACCACUCAAUUAACAGAAGACAUGUAAUAAAUCUGUUGCCAUUGACACUUGUUGAAUCAAGAGGAUGUUUUGAUUCUGAUUUAAUUGUCAAAUCACUAGGGUGACGCAAUAUCUAAAAAUAUAAUAUACCAGAGAAGUAUAAUAAGUAC